Messenger RNA from Trichoderma gamsii, 1383 nucleotides. RefSeq lists its product as hypothetical. The annotation marks the transcript as partial. Lineage: Eukaryota; Fungi; Ascomycota; Sordariomycetes; Hypocreales; Hypocreaceae. The record is from RefSeq and is a predicted model, not a curated record. The transcript is spliced from 2 exons.
CGCGUUGAUAUCUCAUGUCACCUUGGAAACAAUGCCAACACACGAGACCCUGAUCCGGUGACCGUGCCAUGGGGUCCCAACAACCAGGAUCUAAAGAUCAUCGAUGGGCCUACAGCCCUUGGCUACAUAUUCAGCGUCGCAACGCCUCCUAACGGCGCUACCUACGACAACUACCUUGUGCCGUUGCAAGCAAUUUACAGUCGCUGCCUCUAUCUGGCGUAUAUUCGCAAGAUCGGGGUCCCCAGGCCCGUCAAUAAUGCGACCAACGUCCCUGUCAUGAGCUCUUGUAUCUACUUCCGCGACGCAGGCAAUCAAUUGUGGUUCCUCCUAGGCAGCACAUAUACUCUCACAUAUGCUGCGAACGGAUCCAAUAAAGCAGAUCACAAUGCCAAGCGACGCCUGAUGAAUGGCUGGAGACGGGAGCAGAUCCUUGACCCGGCUUUGCAGUCAUACAACCCCAAUCACUACCUCCCCUCAAAGCCUUAUGUUCUGCCGCCCGUCCUGGAACUAGCUGUUGCCGAGGCUAUCUGGCUGAGCCUCUUCAAUGUUGACCUUGGAAACAACCCUGCUAUUCUCUUUAACACGAAUCUCUCAGAUCCGAACCCCUGGGUCACUGUGUCCGAGGAUGACGCAAAUGCCCAGUUCCAGCUCGUUGUGGACGCCGUGAACGUUGCGUGGAGGGCUGUCCCUAAUCCCAGAGAUCUUGUGCCCUUCCCCUGCAAAGAUCUCUGGGAUCGGGCCCCGUUCAAGGACUCCCUGCAAGCAGCGCUGUUGAGCGUUGUGCGGCUUCGGUGGCAAUUAGGCAAUGACCGCGAUGAUGCUGCAAUACAGGCUGCAUACAGACCGGUGUUUGAUAUCAUGUUUGUUCCAAGGAUGUUUCGGCCUAAGGCGAAUAAUACACCUAAUAUAACACUUGGGGAAGUCAAUCCUGGACCAUUUCUACCGACCUACAUGGCCCUGAAAGACGCACUCUUCUCCAAACUCUAUGGAAACGUCAACACAAGCCCUGUUCUUCGCAUGCUGGAUUAUUUGUAUACCUGGGUUAACGCUGGAAAUGAUUAUCUUGCAUUUGCAGGCCCAUCGGUUCCAAGGCCGCAUUAUACACCAGCACGAGCUCUCCCAGGAGCUUUAAAUCCAUCCCAAGUGCGUGGAUUCGCAAUGGAGGUCAGAAGUUUUAACAAUUACCGCGGCGGAACAACAGCCGCGAGUCUAGCGGCCAACUUCAGCAGCACCACGCUCAACAAUUUCCACGACAAUGUAGGAGUAUAUCGCAAACCAUGCAAUAAUUGCAAGACCCUUCUACUCGAAUUAGAUGCACCUAUUGGUACUACUAAUUAUGAUCAAGAUAUGUUAGCAUUCUAUGGUGCUGCGAUUUUUGGUUAG